AUGGCUAAUAACAAGCAGCAUAACUUCAGCCUUUCAGGACCUUCACACCUAACAACUGUUGAUUGGAGUAAUGCAGAUCACCGUAGGUGUGUUGCUUCCAGCUUGGUAAAAGGUGUCUCUGUUUUAGAGGUGGACCGCCAGCAGAAUCUAACACGACCUGGUCAAUCUCAUCUUCUUGCUGCACCCUGGUGGUUAGAUCAGCCGCUGGUGGAUAAAGAUGAUUCCUCCAUCUUUGGUGCCAUUUAUGAAUUCAAACCUAAACAUCAGCACUCAAUCCACCAGGAGUAUGCCCCAAGAUACGUCUUUGCCUUCCGUCGUACACUCCUAAAGCAAUUCUCCAUAACUCAAGACCUCAAAUUGGAUGGCCUUGUCGUCCUAGAUAAACUUCAUAGAUCCUCACGCGUUGGGGAAGCAAUCGAAAAAGUCAGGAACACGGUCACUGCAGUUGGAUGUGAUUUGAAUAAUCUUUUUUGGUUGACUGGUCAUUCUUUGGGCUCCGCGAUAGCAAUGCUAGUUGGCAAGACCAUGGCCAAGCUCCGCAUUUUUCUCCAAACUUUCCUCUUUAAUCCACCGAUGAUUUCUCUUCCAUUUGAGAUGAUCGAGGAUGAGACUCUAAAAGAAUGGUGCCGAACGGGAAAAAAUAUCUUCACGGCGGCAAUCAAUAUUUUAGUAGAGGAUGACCGACCGGCAGAGGUCAGAAUUUGUUAA
Molecule: messenger RNA, 708 nt
Organism: Telopea speciosissima
Lineage: Eukaryota; Viridiplantae; Streptophyta; Magnoliopsida; Proteales; Proteaceae
Product: GDSL esterase/lipase At4g10955-like
Exons: 2
Coding region: 1-708 (235 amino acids)
Biological process (GO): lipid metabolic process
Source: RefSeq, a predicted model, not a curated record